Messenger RNA from Rotaria sp. Silwood1, 2433 nucleotides. The record is from the annotation of a GenBank genome assembly. Lineage: Eukaryota; Metazoa; Rotifera; Eurotatoria; Philodinida; Philodinidae.
AUGAAAACAGCAUCAUCAUUAGGAAUGAUGUCUUCAAUGAACAGUAAUAAUAAUUCUUCAAUGAAUAAUGACAAUCGUAUAAAAUUUAUCGAUAUGCUGGUAUGUGGUUCAUGUCAACAAGAUUUUCAAUUGUCGGAUAUCGUUAAAUUUAUUGAACAUAAAGCGAUAUGUGGUAAUAAAGAAAAUAAACGAAAAAUUCCUUAUUUUUUAUCACAACGACGACAAAGAAAAGGUGACAAUGAUGACGAUGAUGAUUAUGAUGGUAAUGAUGGUGAUGAUGAUGAUGAUAAUGACGAUGAUGAUGACGAAGAUAAAAGUCAACAAAGUACUAAUUCAAGUGGAAACGAAAAUGAACAUAAUAUUCAUCAUCAACAAUUAUCAAAAAAACAAUCAAAAUUUUCCAAAGUACUUGUUGAUGCUGGAGCCAAUACAUUGAACAAUACAAAUGAACCUUAUAAUUUUGAAUGUAGUCAAUGUGGCGAUGUGUAUAGUACAGCUUGGUAUCUCAUUCAACAUUAUCAACGUAUGCAUGGUAUAAAAAUGUAUAGUACAUGUCUAAAUGAAAACCCUUCAGUUAAUAAUAAUAAUAAUAAUAAUAAUAAUAAUAAUAAUUCAAUAGCAUCAAUGAAUACGAGUUCAUUAUCAAAUGAUUCUUCAAUGCUUAAUAUUGAUCUUAGUUUACUCGAAGCUGCACUUAAAAAUGUUACAUCAUCCAAUCGAUCACUCACACCAUCAACAACAUUCGCCUCUAAUAAAUUGAUUGCAGCAGCUAAUGCGACUCGAUCUGCACAGAAACAACAACAACAACAACAGUCACAUUCGUUACGAACGACAACAGAUAGUAGUUGUCUCUCCGCAGGUGCCCAUUCGAAGGUUAAUAUACCAUUAUCAACAUUUAAUUCAUCAUAUCCAAGUUUAUUACAAGAAGUUGCUCAUCGAUCGAAUUCAAUCACUAAAUUACUUAAUGAAGGAGCUAAACAACAAUUAUCUAAAACAUCUGAAAAAAAUAAAACUAAUAAUGACACAAUAUCGUUAACAGAUACACAAUUUCUGACACCAAAAGCAAUUGAUAUUACUAGAUCUCGAAUCGAAAAUGAUUCCAAUAAUAAUGUACAUAGUCAUGAAGAUACAAAUCAUAAUACACGACGUCGAAAAAGACGUCGACAAACAGAUUCAGGUCAUAGUGAUGAAUAUGAACAAAAACGAGCAAUUCCAUCAACAAAUAUUCCUUCACGUCGUUUAUCAGCAUCAUCAACACUUUCAGUUUGUUUAUCAUCAUCUGAAGAUGAACCAGGAGUAUCGACAUAUCAACAAGAAAUAAAUAAAAAUAAAACCAAUAUAAAUGAAACAUCCAUACAACAAGCAUCAUCUCAGUCACAACGAAAACGUCAUCAACGUAAACCAACUCGAUUAUCAAAUGGUAGAAAACAACAAUCAGAACAACAAGAACAAUUAAAUAUUUCAGUUAAAAAUGAACCACCAACUACAGAUGAUAAUCGAUCAAUGAUGAGAAAAAAAUCUGAAUUACUUGUUACAAAUCGUGGAAAUUCUUCCAAUGAAAAUUAUCAAUGGCUGCAUCAAGCAUUUCGAUCAAUUGUGCCAUCAACUGAUGUCGACUCAUCAAUACAACAAAAUUCGACUUCACCACAAUCAAAUUCAAUAAUUGACAGUGGUACUGGUUUAAUUUCAACACGUUCAUCUCCAUCAUUAACAAGUACAUCACCAUGUUCUACAUCCGUACUUAACUUAUCAACAACAGGCGGUAAUACUACUACUACUAAUAAUAAUAAUACCGGUGACCAAAUUAUUAUUGAUCAUUCUCAAUCAUCACUUCAUGGGAAAACUUCUCAUCAAUCAAGAGCAAUAAAUCAAACAAAUAUAAAUGGUGGUCAUGUAUCUAGUCCUAAUUCUCAACGACUAAUAAAACGUGAUCGACGAAAUGAUACAUGUGAAUUUUGUGGAAAAGUUUUUAAAAAUUGUUCAAAUUUAACUGUUCAUCGGCGAAGUCAUACAGGUGAAAAGCCAUAUAAAUGUGAAUUAUGUGCAUAUGCGUGUGCUCAAUCAUCAAAAUUAACACGUCAUAUGAAAACUCAUGGUCGUGAUGGUAAUGAAGCAUUUCAUUGUCGUUAUUGUUCAAUGCCGUUUUCGGUUGCAAGUACAUUAGAAAAACAUAUGCGUCGUUGUGAACGUAAUCCACAAAUUCUCGCUGUAUUUAAACAACAACAACAGAUAAAUUCAACAGGUUCAAAUAGAAGAUCAACAAAUGAUAUUAAAAAUGAAUAUUCAAUUGAUGAUAAUGAUGAAAUGAUUGCUAAUGAUUAUUCAUCAUUUGCUGAAAUAAUUGAUGAGCAAAAUGAUCUAGGUUUAGAAGAAGAUGAUGAUGAAAUAGAUCUUAAUGAAGAAAGUGAACAUGCAUUAAACGAGCAAACUUGA